CUGACAUCCAGGUAAAGCGGCUGUUUUAUUAAACCUGAUCCUGCCUGUAGAUUCAUCUAUGUCUACUGCAGCCAUCUGACAAGGACAGGAGACUCAAAGUAGCUCUACAGUUUGAAAAUGCAUUGCACAAGAGUUCUCAGUGCCCUUGGGAGUCACCCCCAGCCAGGUGUGAUACCUGUUGACCUGGUCAUGUGUCUGAGCCUCAGCCAGCAUCAGCCUCUGUAUGAGCUGCUGUCUAACGCUUCUCUGAGACCAGCACAGCAAAGCUGUCAGCCAGCUCACCGUCUGCAGAGAGCUGUCAGCCUCCGCUCCUUACGCCGCUCCCCCUCUCACCGCCAUGCCUCACCUUCAGUUCUGCCCUCCUCCCAAGUGUCUUCAGGGCCACGGAGCUGUUUCCGCAGAGACAGCAGCGGUCAGACAAAGAAGCGUGUGGUGUUUGCAGAUGCUAAAGGACUGGCCCUCACUGCUGUGCACCUUUUUAUCCCAGACUCCUCUUUCCCUACUUCAACUCUUGUGAAGAAACCUGUCCCAGUCAGAUUCCAAGGCCAACAGUCGCCCUUAAACAAACUUUCGCAGCAGUCACCUUCAAACAAACUGCAGAGCUACAAGCUGAGGCUGGGUUUCCCUCAGCCAGUUCUGGACAUUUCUAUAGCACGCUUAAGAGAGAUGCGUGUACAAUUACAAAGCUGCCACAUUUCAGAAAACUCACUGAGUGGCAGAGUGCGUGUCUCCCAUGUCAGUACUGAAAAGGCUGUGCAUGUAAGGGUGACCUUUGACUCUUGGCGCAACCAUCAUGACAUUCCCUGCGUGUUCCUGCAGCAGCAGCGUUUUAAUAGUUCAGAGGUGGAUGUGUUUGCCUUUGACUUAAACUUACCCAAGAACAUAGAUCCAGGGGAAAGAAUCGAGUUCUGUGUGUGCCUCAGAACUGAAGCAACAACACAUUGGGAUGACAAUGAUGGACAGAAUUACAGGGUUUACAUCGAAAAAGACAGAGCUCAUGCUAACAAGGACAAUGCUAACUGUUAUUACUCUACGCUGUCUAAAUAUCAGCCAACAUCUUGGCCUUCACAUGUGUCCCUCAGUAUGAAGAACUAUGCUGACCCCCAGAGUAGCUUGUCAAGCAGGGUCCAGGGGAUUGGGAUGCUGCAUUCAGAUAGUUAA
Cheilinus undulatus (humphead wrasse) is the source of this 1161-nucleotide messenger RNA. RefSeq lists its product as uncharacterized. The coding region runs from base 118 to 1161 and encodes 347 amino acids. The record is from RefSeq and is a predicted model, not a curated record. Gene Ontology annotation, molecular function: protein phosphatase 1 binding; glycogen binding. Gene Ontology annotation, biological process: regulation of glycogen biosynthetic process. Gene Ontology annotation, cellular component: protein phosphatase type 1 complex. The transcript has 2 exons. NCBI's taxonomy places the organism in Eukaryota, Metazoa, Chordata, Actinopteri, Labriformes, Labridae.